Carica papaya (papaya) is the source of this 598-nucleotide messenger RNA. RefSeq names its product protein transport protein Sec61 subunit gamma-1. NCBI's taxonomy places the organism in Eukaryota, Viridiplantae, Streptophyta, Magnoliopsida, Brassicales, Caricaceae. Gene Ontology annotation, cellular component: membrane. Gene Ontology annotation, molecular function: transmembrane protein transporter activity. Gene Ontology annotation, biological process: intracellular protein transport; protein targeting. The record is from RefSeq and is a predicted model, not a curated record.
UGGCUGCUAUAAAUAUACAAACCCCAAGCUCUCUUCCAGGAAGACUUGUAAAAUUGUAAAUUCACUCUAGGGUUUUAUAUUCCUGUUGGCAUACUGCGGAAUGGAUGCUCUGGACACCGUCGUAGAUCCUCUCAGAGACUUCGCCAAGGACAGCGUUCGCCUCGUCAAGCGCUGCCACAAGCCUGAUCGCAAGGAGUUCACAAAGGUAGCUUUCCGUACGGCGAUCGGGUUCGUAGUGAUGGGAUUCGUAGGGUUCUUCGUUAAGAUGGUCUUUAUUCCGAUCAACAACAUUAUCGUCGGCUCUUCUUAGGGUGAGUGGGAAAUUUCAAGAUCAUUAGAGGAUGUAGACAGACCGGAUCGCUGCAACUUGUAGUCAAAGAGAUGUGCAGACAGAGAUUUCUGUAGGUCAUAUUUUUUAGGUGCAUUUGAUAUUUUUUAAGUUACUCCUGUAAACAAUCGAAUCGAAAUAUUCAAGAUAUUUGAUCAUAAUCGUAGUUGAUAUGAUAUUUGCCUUCUUUCUUGGUGAUCUAUACAAUUUGGAUGUAAUUGUUGGAUUUUGGAACACAUAAUGAAUUCAUGCACUGUAGUUUAGGAGUAA